Penicillium roqueforti is the source of this 381-nucleotide messenger RNA. RefSeq lists its product as uncharacterized. The record is from RefSeq and is a predicted model, not a curated record. The transcript is spliced from 2 exons. Bases 1 to 381 code for a protein of 126 amino acids. NCBI's taxonomy places the organism in Eukaryota, Fungi, Ascomycota, Eurotiomycetes, Eurotiales, Aspergillaceae.
AUGAACUGGCUCCGUGGGAGAGAAGUUGUGGAUCAUAACGACGGGAGCACUCCCCUCCCAAUUCUAUUGACGGCUCUCGACCCGGGCGUCCCUCGGCCAUCCUCAGCGGAGCUAGAGUGCGGCCCGGUGAGAUUCAUCAUCUCCAUCCCGCGACCUGCAACUCCUCCCCCCGUCGUCGUGAUGGCUCCUCUAGUGACGGCAGUGGCCCUAGUGAACCCUGCUACCAAUGAGAUCAAAGCACUUUUGGAGGCUAAGAAAGACUCCAGAAACAAGACGCAGGUAUCAUGGCAGAUAUCAGCGGAAAUUGCGGCCUUUAUCAAGACUUCGAGGGACCCGCCAAAAAGUCCGGUCUUUGUCUUGAGCCAACGUGGCAUUCAGUGA